AUGUUCCUGACUGCUUCCGGUGAUCAGACAAUUAAACUUGUCGACGCGGAAAGGGGUUCAGUAGUUUGCGUUUAUCUGGGCCAUUCAAUGUCUGUCCGCUCUCUUGCCCUUCUACCUCGCGACAACCAUAUAUUCGCGUCGGCCUCACGCGAUGGAUCGAUACGACUUUGGGACUUGCGCUCUGAGCCACAUUGUCAGAAUUCUGAUGGUUUCUCAGAUUUGGCGUUGGAUUCGCACAGAAGUCGUCUGUACGCCAGCUGUCUUGAUCACACCAUUUACGAGUACGACUUGAAUUCUCCAUCCACUCGUCCAAUGUUCCUCUACACCGGCCAUCUGACAAGCUCCUUCUACAUAAAAAUGUCAGUCAGCCCCGACGACGCCUACCUGGUGUGCGGCAGUGCGGACAGCCGAGCGUACAUCUACACAGUGGGGGAACGCAGCCAGCACCCCCUGGUCCUGUCAGGCCACUCGGGCGAGGUGUCGGUGCCUAGCUGGUGUCCCGGCGAUCCAACUCGUCUGGUGACGCUCUCCGACUCCGCCCAGCUCUUUGUCUGGCGCAUGUUCCCCGCGAGGGCCUACACGAUUCCUGAGCCCGGAGAUCUGAUGGGCUUGACUGAACGACUCUCGCGUCCAACAAUGACCGCCGACACCCAGACAACGCUGCUGGUGCCCGCGUCGCCGCGUAAGCCAGUGGACACGGCGUGUUUGUCGGAAAGUGCGGCGCUGCAGUCCCUCUCAACCGGCACCUCGCCGUACAUUGCUCGACGCCGGCGACAGUUAAAUAUUCGCGACUUCCUCCUCGACAUGCCUCUAAGCACUGCUUCCGCACGCCCACCCAUUCUUGGAUCGGUCAUUUCCAGAAGCGAUACCACGUGUGAACCCUUGUCGGCGAAAGCCUCUAUCGUGUGUGGGUCGCGUAUCGUCCACCGCUACCCCUCUCUGCCCACCUCAUCGGGUCAUUCUCUGCCUUCCUGUGAUUUUUCCUCCUCGUCCUCAACCACAAUCCCCACCUCUCCACCCUCUUCGAAAACCUCCACUUUCGACGAUGCAGAGGUCGUCUUGGCUUCCCCUGCAACAGAUUUUACUGAUGAAAACACCCCGACACGUCCCCGUCCCGUCAACGCAUGUCAGCCUAGUUCUGUCCACCAUCGUUUGCAUCCGAAAAGACUAUUUCCAGAAUCCCCGAAGGGUUCAAGUGGCAAAAACCCCUUCGAGCCGGCUCCCACGUUCCUGCGUGACGUCACCAACUCAAAGGUGAGUCUGCCUCAACCCGUGAUUUGCAAAUCAUGGUGA
Messenger RNA from Mesocestoides corti, 1293 nucleotides. Lineage: Eukaryota; Metazoa; Platyhelminthes; Cestoda; Cyclophyllidea; Mesocestoididae. The record is from the annotation of a GenBank genome assembly.